Molecule: messenger RNA, 5545 nt
Organism: Antechinus flavipes (yellow-footed antechinus)
Lineage: Eukaryota; Metazoa; Chordata; Mammalia; Dasyuromorphia; Dasyuridae
Gene: FSIP1
Product: fibrous sheath interacting protein 1
Exons: 12
Coding region: 441-2090 (549 amino acids)
Source: RefSeq, a predicted model, not a curated record
CCGGGAGAGCUCAGCUCCGCCGCGAUGUGGACCUGGAAACAUCAUAAUCGGUAAACAAGCCAGAUCCGCGCAGGGUGUCCGCGGGACCAUCCUCCCCUACCGCGGGCUCCCGAUCACUAGGGAGCCGGUAGAUUUACCACUACUUGGGGAGGGCAGGUCGGUUCUCCUAUCGCGAGAGUUAAACACUCGCGGCGUGGGAGAGUAGCCGGGAAACUGGCUAAUGGUUGCCGGGGAAACAACAUUCUCGAAUUCGCAGAGGGUGCCGUGGGUCCUGGGAGAAGGAGUGGCGAAGACGUCGAAGGCUGCUUCCGCGGAGAAAGCUUGUGACGUAGGGUGUGGAGUAGGGAAGGUUCGGUCUCCGCUCCUUCGCACAGAUUACGUUACAUGCACAACUGUCCUGGACUGAAAUUUGGUUCAGCAAAUUCAGAAGUAGGAUUUCAAUGGAUAUUAUAAGGGGAAACUUGGAUGGAAUUUCACGACCAGCAUCAAAUUCAAGAAUUUAUCCUGAGAGCAGAAGUUCAAGUGCUUCUUUAGAAGUCCUGACACCAGAACCAGUGUCUAUUAAGGUUGAUACUUCAAUCAACUCGAACAAUAAUAACCUGCAGAAUAAUAAAGAAAAUUGCACUUUCAGGGAAAGCAGCAGCAAUAAUGAUGUUUCCAAAAUAAAAGAAACAGAUCAACAACUUAAGGAAGCUGUUAAAAAGAUGAAGAGACUCGACAAACUAUUGGUGGAGAAACAAUUUAAAGAGAAAGAAAUUAAGAAGCAAGGCCAAGAAAUGAGAACAAAGCUGUGGGAAGAACUUCGGACUAUCAAAAAUUUUGAUGUCAUACAGAGUAAUGAGGAGAUAGAAAAUACCAAAAAAUUUGUGAGUCUGGCUGCUUCUUCAGAAGGGACAACUGAUCCUUUUCACCCGGAACAAGAGGAUUCCUUUGUUUCUGUGUUUCACACGCAAAUUCCUGCUGAAGAGUACGAAAACUGUAUUGAACAAGCCAGGAAAGAGUCUGUAUAUCAAAGUGAAAAUAAUAAAUCAUUGAUCAAACCAGAAAAGAAGUCACAGAGAGAAAACUGCGGUGAAUUCAAGGGUAAAAAAAAUCAGGAUUUCAUUAAGAAAAAUAUAGAGCUGGCCAAGGACUCAAAAAGUUUAGUCUUCAUGAUGGAUAAAGAAAAACGAAGAUUGAUUGAAUUAUUAAAGGAUAUAGAUAGUGGAGAAGAUGUACUUCCAAGUACUGAGGAUGGGGAGUCUGCCUGGCUCAUACCAGAAAAAGGAUAUAUGUCUGCAGCACAUAUAGAGCGCGAGCAACUAGCUCAAAUAGAUUCCAAACUUCAAGAAAAAUUCUUUUUAACUUCCUUGGGGUUAUCCGAUGAUUUUUCAGGAGUGGACAAUCAGACUGGUCAGGAAACUGUUCUUAAAGACAGUACACAAGUGAAAGUGACUCCAGGGGAUAAGAUACUUCAAAGUACCAAAGAACACCGGAUAGAAAAAAAUCGGCUCAAAGAGAUAGAUCAGCAGCUGAAAGAGUUGGAGGAAGAUUUUGUGAGAACACCACGAGUUCUCUCUGAAGAGCAGCUGAAGACUCUUCUAGAGGAAUGCAUAUUGGAACAAAGAUCAGAAAAGGAAAGCAGAGAUGCUGAUGGAGUACAGCCUGAAUCCAUCCAGCCUUCCAAAUCCUUCAUCGCUCAGUUGUUAAAUGUGUUACCAGCUCUCAGCAGUCCUGAGGUUGAGAAUGAAGAUUUCCUUGAAAAUGGAGAAUGUGAAACACCUGGCUAUUAUCUUACCAAAGCAUUGGGGAAUCAACAUCACAUUGCAGAAUUUUUGGUCACUGAGACAAAGGAAGCAGAGAGUCCCUGGCCUCCAGGGAAUGUAGCUUCUGGUGACGUAGAACAUUACUUUAUGUCAAAAACCCUCGGCAUUGGAAGGCUGAAAAGGCCUUCUUUCUUGGAUGAUCCUUUAUACUGUAUGGACAGUAGCCCAUCAUCUGAGGAUGAGAAUCUGAAACUGAUUGAUUUUUCCACUGAAAGCCCACCAAAUCCUGAUGAAUUAACCACAGAAGUCAAGACAGAAGAAGAAGAGGAAGACAGAGAUUCCUAAGGAAAACAAACUGUUAGGAUGUACUUUAGACUCUAGACUAGUAAAUCUAGUUGAAAGGCAAGCUUUUUUCCAUAUGAUUGACUUUACUAGAUCAUUGAAUUCAGUGAAGGCUUCCCUCAGGGCUGAAUGUAUUGAUGUCAUUUCAUCUUCAUUUGUUUGUAAAAUUAAUUAAUUCACUUUUUUCAUAAUUUAAGUAUGUGAACUCUUUCACAGAUGCUUUUGCUAAUUGCUUAUUGUACAUAUGUCACUGGGCUGAAUGCAGGAACAGACCUGAUUUUUCAUCAUUUUUCCUUUCCUGUAAUGUUGUGUAACCACUGGUUUUUAAUUUUAAUUUUAAGGGUAUCUUAACCUCAUUGUAGCUACUGUCAAUUUUUGCUAUUUUUUUAUUAGAUUUCUGCUUUUUCACCACACCAUAGAAUAUAAUCCCUAUACUAUCAUCUUUAUAGUUUAAAGGCAUGGAAAAAAAAAACAAAGAGAAAAUGUACAAUUUUUUUUAACAAGUUUUCAUAGUUGCUUCUUUCAUUCUACCACAGAACAGUCUGUCAGAUGAUCAUGUCCUGACUCCUCACCAAUCAUCUAUAGCAAAUAGAAGUUUGUUGUUACCUUUAUUUGCCGUCUUUCAGACAAUUAUAAUAUUUAUAAUUCUUUGAUGGUAGUUAGAGAAAAAAGCAUACUACAGGGACAAGUCAGUAAUUUGGACUCACACUAAAAUAUCUUAUGUCAAACCAAUAUAGGCUGAUUUGGCUUUGAAAGUAGGAACACAUUCCAUUUUUGAUUCAGGAAAUGAACAAUCUAUUAUGCCAUUUUUGAAAUUCUGAAUCAUAUCCAUGAAACAUUAUUGUUUCAUGCUGGCAAAUUAUCACAGACUGAUCUUGGAUAACAUUAGUAAUUGCAAUUGUGUCGAUUUUACUUGGUCCAUUUUAAUGAAUUCCAUAGCUAUUUUUAAAAGAAAUUGUUGACAAGCAAAUUUCACAUUCAGGCCCUUCUUCUGUAAUAUGCUGUUCACUGGUUUAAAAUGAAAACACUUCAUGUUAAUGUAAAGGCUCUACCAUGUCAAUGUAAUUAUACUGAUGCCAAGAGGUCUUUUAUACCAGUGCCAGCAGAUGUCACUGUCAAUGAAUUCAGAGUCUCCUAACAAAUUCAGUGUGACAUAUUAUAUGAUACACUAUUUUGUGUUAUCUUAACAAAUGACAGAAUUUUCACAGGGCAUAUUUUUUCCCCCAAAGAACUCACUUGAUUGUCUGAUCCAAAGUGCCUCUCCCUGGCCACCACUUUCCUAUAUAAAGUGUUUUUCCUUGUGUUAGAAUGUAAGUUCCUGGAGGACAGGGGUUAUUUUUCUUUUGAGUUUGUAUCUCCAGCAUUGGACACAAUGCUUGGAAUGUAGUAAUCACUUACUAAAUGCUUUUUCAUUCAUUCAUUCAUUCACUACCAUCCAUCCAUCCAUUAAUACACAUUGUCUCAGCACAAUUACAGAAUGAGUAAGGGUUAAUGGGAAGACCUGAGGAGACCUAGAUUUGACUGUUUGUGUCCUGAUUAUUCAUUAGCUUCCCUGAGGAUUUCAGCUUCAUUAAUAUUUUCCUUUCCUUGCUGUCUCCUAAAUCCAACUUUCUUUCCUGAUUAAGAGCUGUCUCCAUUAAUGAUUUGAUACAACUAAAGGUUUAAGAAAAUACAAAUAUUUCUAGACUGGAGAAAUAUUUCCAGGCAAUGUCUAUGUAUUCUUAAAACACAUCUGGUUUUAUAAAUGAGAUUUUGCAGAGAGAUACAUUCUAUUAUAGUUCUCAAGAAGAAGGGCAAAACAGAAAUGGUUUUUAAAUUUGUCACCCAUUACAAACAAAAAGCAAUGUAACAGUAGAUAGAACCAUGGGUCUCAGAACCAUGAACAGUUAAGUUUAUGUCUUGCCUCUGACACAGAUUGGCUGUGUGACCCUAGUUUUAGUCUUCUAGACUUAAAUUACCUAGAAUGUAUCUACCAGAAUUGGAAGAUGGCGAAUCCUUAUCUGAGAAUUCCUUACACUAAAGAUAUCACUUUCCAAUGCCAUCAACAAUAUUAAGACCAUUCCCCUUAUCAAUGAGCCAAGUAGGUAAUUUUAGAAUUACUAUUCGAUGUGAACUAUAUUAGAAAAAUAAAUAAAAUGUCAUUCAGUCUCAGGGAGAAAAAGAAAGAUGCUUUUGUUCCUCAAUUAAGAUUCUUUUUGAGGCCAAGUAUUUGCCCUAAAAUAAGGUACCCGGGGAAAUGAUCUGGAAAGAAUAAUCAUUCUUGGUGAUGAAAUUAAGAGUAGUAAGGUGAACUUGUCUAUUUCUGGUGCUCUUUAUAGGGUCAUAAAGAAAAAUGUUGAUACCAUUUCAUUAUAAAAGCCUAUGGGACUUGCAAUUUAUUACUCUCUAAUAAUGUAAUUCUGUUCAGAACUAUUAUACAUAAUGAACUGUUGUCAUAUGAAAAAACUAAAAUCUCAAUGACGAUGUUUCCAUUUUUAACGUCUAUUUUCAUGAAAUUUACUGAUCUCAAAAGCAAAAUUUAGCAGCAUUCUAGAGAGAAACAUAGGGAAUGACUAAAAAAAGAAAUCAUUUCCUAUGUUCUACCUUCUGUUUUUGUUUUCUGGAAAUUACAUCUUAUUGAUUUAACCUGCUCUGCUACUGGUACCUACUCAGUCUCCCACUGUCUUUAGACUGAAUGGUAUAUUGGUUCUCAAAAGAUAAUUUGCUGGAAUAACACCUCAUUGAGAUUCUUGGACAGCAUACCACAGUCAUUGCUUUUGGUAUUUCUGCUUCAUUUCUGCAUUUUGGAGAUAAAAUUGAACAGUUGCAGUCAAUAUUCUGUGUGAUUAAAUGUGAUCUGCUACAAUAUGUGUACUUGAGUAUUGCUCUUGUUACUCCUUAGCAUUUCGAGCAGUCAGUUAUCAAGUGGUUUUUUUUUUUCUUAUUCUAACUCUAAAUGCUCCGCACUUUUUUAUCUUCAUCUAGUUCUGACUAUGGGUUUUUGUUCAUGUUUUCUAAAGCAGAAAUUGUUAGUGCAAACUCAUGUGCUUGUAUAUAUCAUUCAUAUGUAUUGUAUAAGUGUAUGUGUAUGUGUGUGUGAGAAUGGACCCUUUAACAAUGUAUAAUAAAGACCAUCGUCUCCUUAAAAUGUUUUAAAAUAAUUGAAUAAUUAAAUGUUAAUGCAAAUACAAAUGUAUUUUUUUUUCCUGUACAAGAACCUGAGCCCCUCAAAAUCUAUCCAGACUCAGGUUGAGAACCCUGUUCUAAAAAGGAAUUCUGUUUUACUUGACUUGAUUUGUCAAACUAUACUUAAUUGUCUACAUGCUUUGAAAAUCUUUACCCAGCAUUCACCCUGUAUACCCACCCAAGGCUUUCUUUAAUUUAUUUGGGCAAUUUUGUGACUUGACUGUACUCCUUUCUUUCUCUCUUUGUUAUUCUUUGAGAUUAAAACUAAAUAAAUGUUAUUCUUUGUAGAUUGA